UUGCAUAGAGAAUGUCUUUGCUUUCACCUCCUCUCCCAAUCCCAAUUCUCCAUAGCUCUACACACCAUUAUAGCACUCUUCGUCUUGUUAAUCUUCAAAAGUCUCCAUCUUUACACUUCCACAGAAACCUUAAGCUCUAUAUCGGAGCUUCUGCAGUUCCCCUUCACCGGAGGUCGGCGAAUUUUCCGGCGUCCGGUGAAGUUCUUCGUCGAAUUGCUGCUUCUGCUGUUCUUUUUCUUAGUUUGGGUUCGACCCUUUUCGCCUUUAGGGCAGUUGCUUCAACCCAUGUUCCUCCUUCAGACCCUUGUGUAACUCAGCUUCAGGAACAAGAAUCUCAAGGCACUAGGGUUGGAAAAUCAGAAAAUGUGGAGGAUAUCGAUAAUGAAGAACUUCAAGCAGCAUUUGAGAAAUGGAAGUCUAAGACAUAUGCUUUGACUGUUCCUUUAAGAGUUGUUUCUCUUAGUAACUCUUUUCCUCCUGUAUGGCUCAAGGAUUUUUUGCGAUCUCAAGGGAAGAGAGUGAAAUUACGUUCUGAGUUUCGUCAAAGCCUGCAAGACAUCUUUCAUGAACUUUGUAUACCUUUACAGAAAGGAAAAAUUAAUCCUAAAUCUGCUCUGGCAGCUGAUGUUGUCACUCUGGGUGAUACAUGGCUCAGUCAUGCCAUUGAGAAGAGAUUAAUUGAGCCGAUGGACGGUUUAGAAGAUCAAGAUUGGUUUGAGAAUUUGAAUGAGAAAUGGAAGGUAUAUUUGCGCAGGAGUGAUGAUGGGAAACUGGAUGCUAGUGGUAGGAUAUGGGCGGCUCCAUAUAGAUGGGGAAGCAUAGUGAUAGCUUACAAGAAAAGUGAAUUUCAAAAGCGUAAAAUGGCUCCUAUAGAGGACUGGGCCGAUCUAUGGCGACCUGAGCUUGCUGGAAAGAUUGCAAUGGUAGAUUCACCACGAGAGAUUGUGGGUGCAGUGUUAAAGUACAUGGGAGCAUCAUACAACACAAUAGACAUGUCUGAAGUUGCUGGUGGGAAAGAGGCCGUGCAGCAGAAUCUUGCUUCACUUGUUAAACAGGUCCGGCUAUUUGAUAGUCGCCACUAUCUUAAAGCCUUCGGAGUUGGAGAUGUAUGGGUAGCUGUUGGAUGGAGCAAUGAUGUUAUUCCAGCUGUGAAGCGCUUGUCAAAUAUUGCUGUUGUUGUUCCCAAAUCUGGUGCAAGUUUGUGGGCUGAGUGCUGGGCAAUACCUGCUGCUUCAAGAAUUGCAACUGAUCAAAUAGGUGGAAGAGUUAGAGGACCAUCACCAGUAGUGCAUCAGUGGAUAGAAUUCUGUUUGCAAGCUGAAAGAUUCAAAGACGACGUUGUCCCAGGUGCUUCACCUAACACCCUUGGAUCCUCAGUUAAAGUCUCCGAAGCGCUUACUAGAGGUAGACCAAAACUUGAGACAAACCUCAUUGCUGGAGUCCCUCCAUCUGAUAUCUUGGCUAAAUGUGAACUUAUAGAGCCAUUACCAGAAAAGACAUUGUCCGAGUAUCGGUGGCUAAUAAAUAGUGUACAGAAGCCGGAGAGUUCUCUGGCGGAUAGAUUAAGGAAUCGUAUCUCGUCACUAGCUCAUAGCCUUCUUUGUAAAGUGCAGUCAAAAGAUGCCUGAAAGUAAACAUUGUGUUAUGUUUAAAUAAUUUAGUUGAACAUUUGUAAUGGUGUAUACAGUAUCUUUAUGUGUGAAGGUUUUUUUUCCA
Molecule: messenger RNA, 1716 nt
Organism: Solanum verrucosum
Lineage: Eukaryota; Viridiplantae; Streptophyta; Magnoliopsida; Solanales; Solanaceae
Exons: 7
Coding region: 12-1628 (538 amino acids)
Source: RefSeq, a predicted model, not a curated record